AUGUCGGAACCAGCACCCACUGACGGUCUGCGUUUACUUGCACUGGAUGGUGGCGGCAUCUGUGGCCUGUCAUCCCUCCAGGUCUUAUGGAACAUCAUGCGCGAAAUCCAACUCUCGGAAAAUCUAGAGAAGAUGCCGUUGCCUUGCGAAUGCUUUGAUCUGAUUGGUGGUACGAGCACGGGAGGGAUCAUUGCGCUCAUGCUAGGCCGCCUUCGCAUGUCUGUUGACGACGCCCUCCACAAGUAUGCGGAGCUUUCAAAGGAUGUCUUCUCAGACAUACAGUUUCUUGGGGAUGGAGCUUUCAAGGCGAGUAAGCUAGAGGCUGCGAUAAAGAAAGUCAUCUCAGAGCAGCCCGCAUCUACGCGUGAUUCGGAGGCGAGGAUGAGGGAUGAUGCGCCCUCUGGUGCAUUGUGCAGGACUUUUGUCUGCGUCACGGUUCCAAACGCUUUAGGUGCACCCACUCCCACGCUCUUCCGGACGUACGAGCCUCGCCACGGACGGUUCAUCAACUGUAAGAUCUGGGAAGCCGCUCGCGCCACAUCAGCUGCACCUACGUUCUUCAAGCCGAUCGAGAUUGACAAUGGAUUUGGCGUUCGCAGCCGCUAUACUGACGGCGGAAUCGGUCAUAACAACCCCGCCAGCGUUGUUCUCCAUGAGGCAUCUUCGAUAUUCCCAGAGCGAAAAGUCGCUUGCAUGAUCAGUAUUGGGACUGGAAAGCUAAGGUCGUCUAGACUCGCUAGACCUGGUUUCAUACAGCGUAUUCUGCCACGCAUCGAUGUCGCUAUCGCUCUCACAAAGAUCGUCACAGACUGUGAGAGGGUUGCGGAGGAUAUGGAGCGCCGCUUCCAUAAUUCCCCAGGUGUCUAUUUUCGUUUCAAUGUUGACCAGGGCAUGGAGGAUGUUAAGCUGGGAGACUGGGAGAAGCUGGACGUGGUAAAUGAUGUCACCGAAAUGUAUCUGAGGUCUACGACAGUCUCGAAGACGAUGACAGACGCUGUGGUAGCUGUACGGGCUCGACGCGGAGUCGCUUUGGCCGUCCAAGAUAAUGGUGCGCUUGCAAGAAAUGAGCCAUCCAUGUAG
Stereum hirsutum FP-91666 SS1 is the source of this 1080-nucleotide messenger RNA. RefSeq names its product FabD/lysophospholipase-like protein. Gene Ontology annotation, biological process: arachidonate metabolic process. The coding region runs from base 1 to 1080 and encodes 359 amino acids. The record is from RefSeq and is a predicted model, not a curated record. Gene Ontology annotation, cellular component: membrane. NCBI's taxonomy places the organism in Eukaryota, Fungi, Basidiomycota, Agaricomycetes, Russulales, Stereaceae. The transcript is spliced from 5 exons.